UUUUUUUUUUUUUUUUUUUUUUGACUUUUUACAUGUAUAAGGGAUUAAUUUGCAAUUGCGACCUGUACAAAUGUUUAAGACAGUAAAACACUUAAAAAAAUGUAAACACAUUAUAAAUGUUAGAAAGUAUAGGUUUUCACCAUUGCUGUGUUCAGGAUUUUUUUUUGGGCGGAGCUAAAACGGUGGCUCGAUGACGCACUGGAGCCACUGAGCUCCUGGCCCCUCCCCAAACAACAUAACUAGAGCACACAUUCGCGUCAGUUCGCCGUUCAAUCGCGAGUUUCUGUGGACUACCAUCGUUUAAAAUGUUGGCAAGAGGCGAUGAGAUAUUUGGUGCGCUUCCAAACAGGUUCUAGCGUUGAAACGACGGACGAUGACAAGAAGAGAAAGAGAAUCUCAAAUUCCAAGUACAGACCCCAGGCCUCUUCUGAUGAAGAGGAGUCUAGUCUUCCAGAUGCACCAGCAGUGCUGUCGUUUGGACAACCUCUUUUGAGCUUUGAAAACAUUGUUCCUGGUAACAAGGUUUCAGUGCUGCCCGAUGCUCCAGAAGUUGCAUCGAUUCCAGAAAACCAGGAAAAUGUUGUGCCAUCUGUAGACUUCAGAGGUGAACCAGGUUUCUCCCCAGAAAUUCAGACUCCACUUCACAGAGCCAAGAGUUUGAGUACAAGACACUUGACUGGUUACUCGCCGCAGCAGUUUCUGGAUGAAAGGUGUCGAGCUCGUCAAGUACUAAGCUUUACACCCCCAGCAGCAAAUUUACCCUGGCAGCAUAUGGGUGAAAACGCUGGAGGAGAAAGUCAUCGCUCUGUAAUUGGCCCUUGGACUCCCCUGGCAUCUCGUGUACAGCAUGAAGUUUUCAGCUAUGAAGAUUUCCAGAGACUCCAGAAUGAAAAACAAGCCGUGAUGGAGGAGAACCAAGCCCUUAGGGAGGAGAACCAAGCCCUGAGGGAGGAGAACCAAGCUCUGAGGGAGGAGAACCAAGCUCUGAGGGAAAGCACUGCACGAGCAGCUUCGGAUGACAGCGGCUCACUUCAAGAGCAGGUGAAGCAAGUUGGGACAAUGUUGAAGACGUUUGCUCGCACUGGGCAAUCAGGUGCAGAUCAGACCUUAAUGCUGCGACGUCUUGGAGAGUUUGGCGAUGUUGUGCGUAGCAUGGACAACAAAAUGGACACUAUGCUGCAACAUUUCAGUGCCAAUGUGUCUGUUGGAGAGUUAUCCCUGCCAGGGGAUCUGUUACUCCCCCUAGACACCCAGGAAGAUUUGGCGUUGCUUGACAACAGUUUGAGGCAGGAUAAAGAGCUCCAGGAACGAUUUCUUCGGUUUUUGGCAAUCAAAUGUGGGAGGGACCUAAAGACAACCGUCUGGCGGAUGCUUCAAAGUAUCUUCUCUAAUCACCUUUCCAUCAAUACAACCUGGACUGGAGUUGGGGAUAAAGCAUGUUUUAGAGACAUGUUCCUGAAGACCAUUGUUCAAAGAGCCAUCCGGAAGAACCCGGCAACACAGGAUGCCACUGAUGAGGCCAUCCAGGUUAACGUUACGCGUUACCUGAAAGGAGCAUCUGACCGUGAAGGCGGAAAAAGGCGCCGCACAGCUGAGAGGGACCCACAGCCGACCCCUUAAACCUAGGCUGACUACUGACAUCCCAGCAUCACUGACAACUGGAACCCUUUCUUUAUCCUGCAGUCAGUAACAUCAAGACCCCUAAAGAAGCCAGAAGUGUCAGACUGCACUCCCCAAUCCACACUGUUCACUGUGGAUAUUAUCAUAGUGCUUAACUUAUUAUAUUGUUAAAUAUAGCUUGUAAAUCCUUGUGCCACAGGUCAGCAUUGCAGUUAUAUCUGUUCUACUACUUUUUUUACCUCAGUAUUUUUUAUAUAUAUUUGAAGAUGUUUAUCACAGAUACAAGAGACAUCUUGUACCCCAGGUCAGCAAUGCCAUUAUAAUGGUCUAUUCUACUCCAGAGCUUUAUUCUAAAUUAUUACCACUUAUCUUAUUGUUAGAAAUGGCUUGUAAAUGUGAUGUUAUACC
Messenger RNA from Carassius auratus (goldfish), 2028 nucleotides. RefSeq lists its product as uncharacterized. The transcript has 11 exons. Bases 322 to 1620 code for a protein of 432 amino acids. The record is from RefSeq and is a predicted model, not a curated record. NCBI's taxonomy places the organism in Eukaryota, Metazoa, Chordata, Actinopteri, Cypriniformes, Cyprinidae.